Messenger RNA from Penicillium bovifimosum, 1125 nucleotides. RefSeq lists its product as uncharacterized. Gene Ontology annotation, molecular function: dioxygenase activity. NCBI's taxonomy places the organism in Eukaryota, Fungi, Ascomycota, Eurotiomycetes, Eurotiales, Aspergillaceae. The transcript has 3 exons. The coding region runs from base 1 to 1125 and encodes 374 amino acids. The record is from RefSeq and is a predicted model, not a curated record.
AUGGCACCCGGCGCUAUAGUACAAGAUCUCCCCACCGAAAAGGUGACCAUCAAGCCAUGGACCCGUCCCACACCUACAAAAGAAAAGCUUGACUGGGCUCCACUAGUUGAAAUCGAUCUAUCUCGCUUCGACCAGCCGGGCGGGAAACAAGAGCUCGCAAAGCAACUAUACGACGCCGUGACCCGAGUCGGAUUUUGGGUAGUGGUAGGCCACGGGCUAAGCGACGAGCGAGUUCUACGCCAGUUCAGUAUCGGCAAUGCGUUUUUCAAAGAACCGCUCGAGGAGAAGCAGAGUUUCCCUUGCAAUUUUGCCGAGGGUGAGUAUUUCGGGUACCGAGGGAACGAGAGGUGGAUUGGGGAUACCGGUGUGAAGGAUAAUGUAGAAAUGCUCAACGUCCCCAAGCCAAUUCCCGAAUGGGAUGAUGUCCCCAGACAUCGACUGGUCCGCCAAAAUUACGAAGAAAUCGCACAAUUCCACCGCGAUCUGUACGAAAACGUUAUCCGGAAACUCUUCGUUCUCAUGGCGAUUAUCCUGGAAUUGCCGGAGAACUACCUCGUCGACGCCCAUGCAUACGACAAGCGGUCCGAUGACCACCUGCGAUACAUGAUCUACAACACUCGCACACAAGAAGAAUGGGAUAAGGCACAGGGGUAUACUAAGGGCGGACACACCGAUUUUGGCAGCUUAACGCUGCUGUUUUCGCAGCAUAUUGCUGGUCUGCAGAUUCGGACGUCGGAUGGGGAAUGGAAAUACGUGAAGCCUGUUGAUGGGGGAAUAACCUGCAAUGCAGCGGACACUUUAUCGUUCCUCACUAAUGGGUUUAUCAAAUCGACUAUCCAUCGCGUUGUCACACCUCCCAAGGAUCAGAUCGAUGUUCCUCGUCUUGGGUUGCUGUACUUCUGUAGGCCUGGUGAUCAUACUGUGAUGAAGACGGUGCCUUCGCCUUUGCUUGACCGUCUUGGUUUGCUUAGUGAUGAGGAUAAAGAUCAGAGUAAGCCUGCUGCGACGGGGACUGAGUACGUUCGAGCGAGAGUUCGCGAUGUUCAUCAUCGGACUGUUAUUGAUCGUCGAGAGAACACUUCGUUCGAGUUUAAGGGUUUGAAGGUGCCGAAUUAUUAUCAGUAG